AUGAUGAUUACUGUUAAGGUAAUUUCAAAUCUUGGUGGGUCAGUUUCUGAUCGAAUGAAACUUCGAGAAUUGUAUGAUAGCACAAAAACUCGGUACUCCAGACUGAAGGUAGAAGACGAUGACAUGGCAAGGAAGAGGAUAUGUGGCAUGAUAGAUAGAGGGGUUGUACAAAAUAAUCAUGCACUGGGAGGAGAGAAUAAAGGAAAUGGGCUGAUUUCUUGCAUAAGACAACCAGGGAUUGGGUCUGUCAUUAAUAAUGAAUAUCUGGCAAUUAAGGGGUAG
Molecule: messenger RNA, 282 nt
Organism: Ilex paraguariensis (yerba mate)
Lineage: Eukaryota; Viridiplantae; Streptophyta; Magnoliopsida; Aquifoliales; Aquifoliaceae
Source: the annotation of a GenBank genome assembly